Macrosiphum euphorbiae (potato aphid) is the source of this 1815-nucleotide messenger RNA. Lineage: Eukaryota; Metazoa; Arthropoda; Insecta; Hemiptera; Aphididae. The record is from the annotation of a GenBank genome assembly.
AUGCUUUUCGAGAUGGCACUGGAGGCGACAAUUGAUCAACAAAACAUGGCCUUCAACCCGGCCAAAUUGCAUUCUUCCAUAAAGAUACCAUUUCCGAAAUCAUCGUCCAUUGAAAAUGAAUACUUUGUGUAUCAUCAGGCCGAUCUGUUUUCUCAGAGUUUCUCGGCGAUUGAGGGAAUACGCCGUAUGGGAAAACUGUGCGAUGUCACACUGAAAGUAGAAAACAUGUCAUUUAGUGCCCAUCGCAUAGUUUUAGCCGCCACGGUACCGUAUUUUAAUGCUAUGUUUACACACGACAUGAUUGAAAGUACCCAAAAAGAUAUUGUGAUGCACGGAAUUGAUCCUGAAGCAUUGGAAGCAUUGAUUAAUUUUGCAUACAGUGGCCGAAUAUCAAUAAAUGUCAAUAAUGUUCAGUCACUAUUAAUUGGAGCUUCAUUUUUGCAGUUGAAAUGGGUACGAAAUGCUUGUGCAACAUUCAUUAAAGAAAGGUUUCAUCAAAAUAAUGUUUUAAAAGUACGUACAUUAGCUGAUUCGUUGGGAUGCUUUGGCUUAAUGACUGAUUCUAAUAGAUAUAUAGCUCAGUAUUUCCCUGAUAUAUCACUAUCUGAAGACUUCCUAAAUCUUAAUAUUUCUGAAAUAAUUGACAUAGUCAAUAAAGAUGAGCUACAAGCAUCUGAAGAACAGGUAUUCGAAGCAACUAUUCGUUGGGUGAAACAAGACGAAUUAAGACAAGAAUGUUUUCCUCAAUUGCUUGCUGCUGUAAGAUUACCAUUACUUUCACCUCAUUACUUGGCUGAUAGAGUUGCUACUGAAGAAUUAAUUAGAUCAUCUCACGAAUGCAGAGAUUUAUUAGAUGAAGCUAAAGACUACCAUUUAAUGCCUGAAAGAAGACUUUUGUUACAAAGCUUUCGCACUAGACCUCGCUGUGUCAGUUAUAUUCGUGGACACAUUUAUGCAGUUGGUGGACUUACAAAAUCAGGUGAUUCACUAAGUACUGUAGAAGUCUAUAAUCCCUUGACUGAACGAUGGGAGCUUGCAGAAGCUAUGAGUAUACUACGUAGUAGAGUUGGAGUAGCCGUAUUAAAUAAUAAAUUAUAUGCGUUUGGAGGCUAUAAUGGAAUAGAAAGACUAUCUUCAGUAGAAGUAUUUGAUCCUGCAACAAAAUCUUGGAAUAUAGUUUCACCAAUGCAUCGAAAACGCAGUGCCCUUGGAGCAGCUGCACUAAAUGAUCGACUAUACGUGUGUGGAGGUUUUGAUGGAGUCAGUUCAUUAAAUAUUGUUGAAUGUUAUCAACCCGAUUUAGAUCGAUGGACAAUCAUUACACCAAUGCAAAAACAUAGAAGUGCUGGUGGAGUAGUUGCGUUUGAUGGUUAUAUUUAUAUUCUCGGAGGUCACGAUGGUCUAAGUAUUUUUGACUCAGUUGAACGAUAUGAUACUUAUACAGGUCAAUGGCUAUCUGUUACACCUAUGUUAAUAAAACGUUGUCGCUUAGGAGUGGCCACAUUGAAUGGUAAACUUUAUGCAUGUGGUGGAUAUGAUGGAUCAACAUUUUUACAAACUGUUGAAGAAUAUGAUCCUCAGACGGACAAGUGGAGAUUUGUGGCUUCAAUGAACGUGACAAGGAGCCGUGUGGCGUUGGUAGCCAAUGCUGGAAAAUUGUGGGCCAUUGGUGGGUAUGAUGGAUUUUUGAAUCUACCCACUGUAGAAGUGUAUGAUCCGAAAGCUGACUGCUGGACAUUUGCAGCAUCCAUGUGUGCCCAUGAAGGUGGAGUCGGAGUCGGUGUCAUACCCAUACAAGAGCCCGAGGUUCCAUAA